Molecule: messenger RNA, 2277 nt
Organism: Fusarium pseudograminearum CS3096
Lineage: Eukaryota; Fungi; Ascomycota; Sordariomycetes; Hypocreales; Nectriaceae
Exons: 2
Coding region: 1-2277 (758 amino acids)
Cellular component (GO): cytoplasm
Molecular function (GO): ATP hydrolysis activity; ATP binding
Source: RefSeq, a predicted model, not a curated record
AUGCUCGCCAAAAGCAUCGACGUCAAGGUCCGGCCUUUGGCAAGUGCAAGCCUCGAAAAGGCGAGCCUUCACGGCGCCGCCCGUGUGUACGUGAGCAAGGAGACUCUGCUCUCGUUGACCGGCACAUUAGAGGUCGGAAAGCAUUGUAUUCUCACGAGGCUAGAGAGCGCCGCCACAAAGGAUUCCGUCAGGGAAGAUGGCCCUCAACAAGAGCUGCAGCGAGAAGCCUCGCUAUGGAGCAUCAAGGAAAAGAACCUCAGCCCCAACGUUGCCGUCAUGACAAGGGCAUUCCAAGAGGCUGCAGGCUUCAAGAUCGGCGACCUCAUUCGAAUUUCACUUGCGGGAACAACGCCCAACGCAGAUGAGAUAGUUGUGCAGGAUGUGACCGAGAAAACAGACAAAACGUCAGACGAUUUUGAGCGGUUAGAGGAAUACGAGAAAGCGGCAAAGUAUACGCCACCAUGGGAGGCUUUAAUCGCGCCUGCUUUUGUGCGUGCUGAACUGGUGUUUCCCGGAAUGGUGGUGGAGGCAACGCUCAGCAGCAAAUGGCGACGAAAUUUCAAGGUCAUAUCCGUAAACUCACAUACCAACAGCUUGGGAAGGUUCGAUCCCGGCUCUACGAACAUCACAAUUGCAGAUGAGAACGCAGCAAAUGCGGAAGCCGAUGCACAAAGCGGCGGCGAAUUAGUCGUGACGGGUGUCCCCGGAAUGGCUCCUCAGCUCAAGGCCCUCAACGGUUUCCUUUCUGCCUUUAGGAAAACCCUCACCAACCCACUCGAGAGAGAAUCAUGUGCUUUUGUCAUUCACGGUGGUCACGGCACAGGAAAGUCCUUCAUUCUGGAUCGCAUUGCUGCAACAAGAUGGGGCAAAGUGCACCGUAUCAAGCCCUUGGACAAAAUCGCAAGCAUGAGAGAAACUUUCAAGCUUGCGCAAAGUCAGCAACCGAGCAUCGUCCUAAUCGACGAUCUUGAAAACUUGAUUAGCAAGGAUCGCUCCAAUCGUGAUUCUGUCAUUGACCUACUGGGCGAAGAGUUGGAUCAACUUGCUACAAGCGCAGUGUCAAACGAUUCUCUACCUCAAGUUGUUGUUGUUGCUACGUGCUCCGACUUCCUUACUGAUAUUCCAAACCAGCUCCAGCGUUCAACGCGUUUUGAUAACCAUGCCCCAUUGACUAUCCCCAGGAUCCAAGAGAGACUUGAGAUUCUCGAGUUCCUCGAUCUACCCAUCAACCCAGCGGAAAAGCAGUCUAUUUUAUUGGAUCUAGCACAGAGGACACACGCAUACAGCCCAUUGGAUCUCAGAAGGCUGUGCACAAGAGUCAGAUAUGUCAUGGGACUCAGACUUCGAGAAGCAGGCGAUGACACAUUUUCGACCGAGCGUUUCUUGGAAACAUCGGAUAUCAACAAAGCCAAAAAGGCUAUUCGAUCCACAGCUAUGCGAGACAUCAACCUCAACCCUCCUACGAUCCAUUGGCGAGAUGUCGGUGGCCAAGAUGUUCUGAAAAAGGUGCUCAACAGAAUGGUCAAGUACACCAAGGAUCCCGAGGGGUCUCUUCGUCCUCCUCCAAAGGGCCUUCUUCUUUAUGGCCCUCCUGGUUGUUCCAAAACACUAUCCGCACAGGCUGCUGCCACAGAGUCCGGCUUCAAUUUCUUUGCCGUCAAAGGUGCAGAGCUACUCAACAUGUAUGUCGGAGAGACUGAACGUGCGAUCCGAACCCUGUUCGCGCGUGCGAGCAACGCAGCUCCUUCCAUCAUCUUCUUCGACGAAAUCGACUCCAUCGGCGGUCAACGGUCAGGAAGUGGCGCUGCUUCUCGCAGCACGGGCGCAGUCAACAUGCUCACAACCCUUCUCACUGAGAUGGACGGUUUCGAGCCCCUUUCGGGUGUUCUAAUCCUCGCCGCAACCAACCGUCCUGAGUCUAUGGACCCAGCCCUGAUGCGACCAGGCCGUUUUGAUCAACUCCUCUACGUAGGACCCCCUGACGAGGCCACCCGGGAAGCCAUUUUCAAGGUCCAUCUACGCGGUCUACCCCUUGCACCCGAUGUUAAUAUACCCAAACUUUCUCGUCUCGCCGAUGGGUACUCUGGUGCGGAGAUCAAGGCCAUUUGCGAUGAAACCUGCAUGGUUGUACAGGAGCGUCAUGACGAGGACGAGACCGAGAAGCUUGAGCUUGCCAUGGCUGAUUUGACUAUUGUGCUCGAGAGGACGCCCCGUAACAUUACGAAGCAGAUGAUUGAUGGCUACGAAAAGUGGCAUAAACUGCAUAAGAGGGGCUAG